AUGUCUACCCCAACCACCUACGCAGCAUGGACCAUUCCGGCAACAGCCACUAAGCUGUCCGACCUGAGGAAACAGGAAAAGGCCAUCCCAACCCCAGGGCCCAAACAAGUCCUCCUCAAGAUGACAGCAGCCUCCCUCAACUACCGCGACGUCCUCAUCUCCACCCGCUCCCCCCAAUACCCAGGAGACCACAAACCCGAUCUCGUGCCCGGCUCCGACGGAGCCGGCAUCAUCCACUCGACCGGCGCAGACUCUGCCUGGGCCGGCAAGAAAGGACUAGCAGUCAUAUUCAACCAAAAUGGGUGGCUUUCGGGAGACUUCCGCAACCUAGACUUUGCCACAAUCCUAGGCGGCACGAGUCAAGAUGGCACGUUGCAGGAGUAUCUUGUGCUGCCUGAUGAGUGGAUUGUGGAGCAGCCAAAGAACUUGACGGCAGUUGAGGCGGCCUCUCUGACGACGGCGGGGGCGACGGCUUGGUCUGCGAUUCGUGGGCAGCUUGAUGGAAGGCUGGAUGGGAGUGUUGGAGAUUGGAUCGGGGGCUGGACCGAUAGGAGACUGGAAGGGAAGUGGGUGCUUACCUUGGGUACGGGUGGCGUCAGCUGUUUUGCGAUUCAGAUUGCUUCGGCUCUUGGUGCAACCGUCAUCGCUACUUCCUCUUCAGACAGCAAGCUCGAGAUUGCGAAAAGUCUCGGCGCGACGCACCUCAUCAACUAUGUCACCACGUCGAACUGGGACGAAGAAGUCUCUCGAAUCACCGGCGGCAAGGGCGUCGAUCAUGUCAUUGAGACAGGUGGUGCAGGCACGUUGAUGAAAUCUAUCAACAGCACCCGCGUUGGCGGUUUGAUCAGCAUGCCAGGUGUUUUGACACCGAAUGCGCCUAUCGACGCGGCUUUUGUCCCAAGUAUCUUGUUUACUGCAAAGACUGGUAAGCCUUUGACCAUCUCUCAUCGAUCAAAUGCCAAGUAUGCUGACAACGAAAACACAGUGAAAGGAUGUUGCGCCUUCCCACGUAACGCAGUUGUCGAACUAGCGCAGUUCGUUGAAGCGUACGGCAUCAAGCCAGUGGUGGCGCACGAAUAUGCUCUCGACCAGACUGUUGAGGCAUUUGAGAUGAUGGCGAAGCAGAGUGCUGUGGGCAAGAUCGCUGUCAGGAUUGGUGGAGGAAUGUGA
Alternaria incomplexa is the source of this 1170-nucleotide messenger RNA. RefSeq lists its product as uncharacterized. Gene Ontology annotation, molecular function: oxidoreductase activity. The record is from RefSeq and is a predicted model, not a curated record. Lineage: Eukaryota; Fungi; Ascomycota; Dothideomycetes; Pleosporales; Pleosporaceae. The transcript is spliced from 2 exons. Bases 1 to 1170 code for a protein of 389 amino acids.